AAACACAUUUCCUUUCCUGACGCAAGUGCCCGGCAAGGCUGCUGCACGCCUUUUUUAGUGGCUGCUAUAUAGCAAAACUGGAUCUUAAAACUAUUCAAAGUAAAUUCACACAUCACAGGAUCGUUUUCAUAAGGACGUAGAUUCACAGCCCUUUUCAGAAAUGUCUCGUUUCUUUGCCACCGGGUCUGACAGCGAGUCAGAGGAGUCCUCAUCCGCCGAUGAGAUCACCCCUAAAGCACCCGGGACAACUUUCAAGCAGUCAUUGCUGCUUAGUGAUGAUGAGGAGGACACUAAGAGAGUGGUACGCAGUGCAAAGGACAAAAGGUUUGAGGAGCUGACCAAUCUCAUCAAGACAAUCCGCAAUGCUAUGAAGAUUCGUGACAUGGCCAAAUGUCUGGAGGAGUUUGAGCAGUUAUGUCGAGCGUUCCUCAAAAGCAAGAAUAUAGUCGACAAAGAGGGUGUUCCACCUUUCUAUAUCCGGCUUCUGGCUGACCUAGAGGACUAUCUCAACCAGCUUUGGGAGGACAAAGAGGGCAAGAAGAAAAUGAACAAAAACAAUGCAAAGGCCCUGAGUACACUGCGUCAGAAGAUCCGCAAGUACAACAGGGAUUAUGAAACAGAAAUUGCUGCUUAUAAGGAGAACCCUCAGGACUCUGCAGAUGAAGAGGAGGAAAAGGAGCCAGAAGAAUCGGGGUCCUCUUCGGACAGUGAUGAAGAAGCAGGAGAAGAAGGUGUGUCAGCAAAGGCCUUCUUAAAGAAGAAGCCUGAAGUAACCCCAGAUGCCAGCAAGUUCCUCAAGUCUGCCAAGGGAUCUGGGGAUGAGUCCUCUUCCAGUGAUGAUGAUGUUGAUGAUGAAGACUGGGGCUCAGACUCCGUAGACAGUGGCAGUGAGAGCUCCGAUGAUGGGGAGGGAAAGAGCGCUUCCCUGGCCGUAGUCUUCCUUAAGAAGACUCAGGGGCCAGAGAAGGCUGAGAAAAAGAUUGCGAAAAAGAAGAAGCCCAAGAAGAAAGAACGACUUGAAGAGGAAGCAGAGGAGGAAGGAGGAGAGGAGGUUGAGGGAGGAUGGGAAAAAGUCAAGGGAGGCGUUCCUCUGGUCAAGGAGAAGCCCAAGAUGUUUGCAAAGGGCACUGAGAUCAACACAGCUGUGGUGGUGAAGAAGCUGAAUGAGAUCCUGCAAGCGAGAGGCAAAAAGGGAACUGACAGAGCUGCCCAAAUUGAACUCUUCCAUGCCCUGGCUGCCAUCGCAGCUGAGAAUAACCUGGGUCAAGGUAUCCUGGUUAAAAUCAAGUUUAACAUCAUUGCCUCUUUGUACGACUACAACCCCAACUUGGCCGCCUUCAUGAAGGCAGACAUGUGGAAGAAGUGCCUGGACUGCAUCAAUGAGCUGCUGGACAUCCUGUUUGAGAACAACAACAUCUUCAUUGGCGAGAACAUUGCAGAGGAUAGUGAGAACCUGGGCAUCUCAGACCAGCCUUUCAGAGUGCGUGGAUGCAUGUUAACUCUGGUGGAGAGAAUGGAUGAAGAGUUUACCAAGAUCAUGCAGAAUACCGAUCCCCACUCACAAGAAUAUGUUGACAAUUUGAAAGAUGAAGGCAGAGUUUGUGGCAUCAUUGACCGGCUGCUCAGCUACUUGGAGAACAAAGGCAGCACAGAGGAGAUUUGCCGCAUUUACCUGCGAAGAAUCAUGCACACCUACUACAAGUUUGACUACAAAGCCCACCGGCGUAGCCUGGGCCUCCAGGGAGAGUCCAAGUCUGAGCAGGACCAGGAGGAGAGUGAGGGUGAGGACAGUGCUGUGAUCAUGGACCGUCUCUGCAAAUUCAUUUACGCCAAGGAUCGCACCGACCGUAUUCGUACAUGUGCAAUCCUCUGCCACAUCUACCACCACGCUCUGCAUUCACGCUGGUACCAGGCCCGUGACCUGAUGCUUAUGAGCCACCUGCAGGACAACAUCCAGCACGCCGAUCCUCCUGUGCAGAUUCUGUACAACAGAACCAUGGUCCAACUUGGAAUCUGUGCUUUCCGCCAGGGCAUGAUCAAAGAUGCCCACAAUGCCUUGCUGGACAUUCAGUCCUCUGGCCGUGCCAAAGAGCUGCUGGGUCAGGGUUUGCUCAUGAGGAACAUGCAGGAGAGAAAUGCUGAGCAGGAGAAGAUCGAAAAGAGAAGACAAGUGCCAUUCCACAUGCACAUCAACCUGGAGUUGCUGGAGUGUGUCUACCUGGUGUCGGCCAUGCUGCUGGAAAUCCCCUACAUGGCUGCCCACGAGUUUGACGCCCGCCGCAGGAUGAUCAGCAAGCAGUUCCACCACCAGCUCAGGGUGGGAGAGAGGCAGCCCCUGCUCGGACCCCCAGAGAGUAUGAGAGAGCACGUAGUGGCUGCCAGUAAGGCCAUGAAGAUGGGAGACUGGCGUACCUGCCACUCAUUCAUCAUUAAUGAGAAAAUGAACAGUAAGGUGUGGGACCUGUUCCCCGAGACACUGCGAGUACGCGAGAUGCUCGUCAGAAAGAUCCAGGAGGAGUCACUGAGGACUUACCUCUUUACAUACAGCAGUGUGUACGACUCUAUCAGCAUGGAGACGUUGUCUGACAUGUUUGAGUUGGAGAUACCUACAGUGCACAGCAUCAUUAGCAAGAUGAUCAUCAAUGAGGAGCUGAUGGCCUCACUAGACCAGCCCACACAGACUGUGGUAAUGCACCGCACAGAGCCCACAUCCCUGCAGAACAUGGCCCUGCAGCUGGCAGAGAAACUAGGAAGCCUGGUGGAGAACAACGAGCGUGUAUUUGACCUUAAACAGGGCGUCUACGGCGGCUACUUCAACAGAGAUCAGAAAGGCGGCUACCAACAGAAGCAAGGCUACCAGAGAGAUCAGAAAGGAGGUUACCAGCAGAAACAGGGCGGCUACCAGAGAGGCGGCUACAGAAAUCAAAACCAAAGCAACUACUGAGCUUCACAGAAAUGGAUUUCAGUCUUGCCACCUUGAACUAGUCUUCAUUCCAUAGCAACUGUUGAGGUUUCUGCGCCGGACACUUGGACACAGUACAGAAUCUGACUGAUCCCGAAGCAGCUGAAAGUCAACACAGCAUGAGUCCUUUCACAAACAACUCCAUAUAGUGACAUUACAAUACUGGUAUCUGCUUUGGAUCAAUGUAAAGAGUUUUUAAAGUUAUUAUUUCUAAUAUAGAACUGGGAUAAAGGUGUUGCAGCUUGUCUGGCUCGUGGCUGUGCAUAAAGGUGAAAAACAUCAGAUAUUGUUACCAACAACCUAUUCAACAAAUAAACAGCGUGUUUCAACCUUA
Messenger RNA from Sphaeramia orbicularis (orbiculate cardinalfish), 3296 nucleotides. It is a transcript of the gene eif3c, whose product is annotated as eukaryotic translation initiation factor 3, subunit C. Lineage: Eukaryota; Metazoa; Chordata; Actinopteri; Kurtiformes; Apogonidae. Gene Ontology annotation, molecular function: translation initiation factor binding; RNA binding; translation initiation factor activity. The coding region runs from base 161 to 2944 and encodes 927 amino acids. The record is from RefSeq and is a predicted model, not a curated record. The transcript is spliced from 23 exons. Gene Ontology annotation, biological process: translational initiation. Gene Ontology annotation, cellular component: eukaryotic translation initiation factor 3 complex.